Malassezia vespertilionis is the source of this 1134-nucleotide messenger RNA. RefSeq lists its product as uncharacterized. The transcript has a single exon. NCBI's taxonomy places the organism in Eukaryota, Fungi, Basidiomycota, Malasseziomycetes, Malasseziales, Malasseziaceae. Gene Ontology annotation, cellular component: precatalytic spliceosome. The coding region runs from base 1 to 1134 and encodes 377 amino acids. The record is from RefSeq and is a predicted model, not a curated record.
AUGGCGAAUACGACGGCGCGCAACGCGCAUACGAUCCAUGGAACGAACCCACAGUUCUUGAUCGAGCGUAUUGUGCGUGCGCGUAUUUAUGACUCGCCGUACUGGAAGGAGGACUGUUUUGCGCUGAACGCGGCGACGCUUGUGGACAAGGCAGCGGCGCUGCAGUAUGUGGGCGGCACGUUUGGAUUGCAGCGGCCCAGUCCGUUUCUGUGCUUGGUGUGCAAGCUACUGCAGCUGCAGCCAGAGCGAGAGAUUGUGCUGGCAUAUUUGGAAGCGGAAGAUCUUAAGUAUCUGCGCGCACUUGCGGCGAUGUAUGUGCGGAUGACGUUUCCUCCUAUGGACGUGUACGAGCUGCUCGAGCCAUUGCUGGACGAUUACCGCAAGGUACGGUGGCGGGAUAUGGCGGGACAGUACUCGCUCUCACAUAUGGACGAGUUUGUGUUUGACUUGCUGACGGAGGAGCGUGUAUGCGGCUUGAUUCUACCGAGAUUGACGCGGCGUGCAUUGCUGGAAGAAAAAGGGCUGCGGCCGCGCAGGUCGAAGCUCGAGACGGCGCUUGUGCUGGGCGAUGCAGAAGGGCUUGCAGAUGAGGCGUAUGCGAGCGACGACAGCAUGCAAAGGAUUCGUACUGCGCGCAGCAAGAAGGUGCAGGAUGCCGAUCGGACCCGAGCGGCGCUGCGGCAGCGAGAGGCGAAUGCGUUGGGGUAUGCUGUGGAAGAGGACUAUGCGUCGCAGCAGGAAGAAGAGGAAGAGGAGCGUAUGUUUGUUCGGAUUAGGGGAGGGAGUGAGGAGGAUUGGGCAAGUGGCAGGAGUGGCGGGAGUGUCUCGCCGGACAGGAGGAGUAUUUCGCCGGACAGGAGGAGUGUCUCGCCGGACAGGAGGAGUAUUUCGCCGGACAGGAGGAGUGUCUCGCCGGACAGGAGGAGUAUUUCGCCGGACAGGAGGAGUGUCUCGCCGGACAGGAGGAGUAUUUCGCCGGACAGGAGGAGUGUCUCGCCGGACAGGAGGAGUAUUUCGCCGGACAGGAGGAGUGUCUCGCCGGACAGGAGGAGUAUUUCGCCGGACAGAAGUAUCUCGCCGGAUAGGAUUCUCUCUCCUCGCUGCAUGUCUAUAUCUCCGGAUAGGGACCCGUGA